GACUAUCUGCGUGACGUGUGAUGUAUCGAAGACUUCUCUCACCCAUAUCCACCCGUUCGUUAAGACGGAACAUCGUGCACACUGCGAGUCGCAAAAUGCUAGUGAUCCCUGUGCCCGUUCGAUCGGACAAUUACGCAUAUCUUUUGGUGGAUGAGUCCACUAAGAAGGCUGCCGCUGUUGACCCUUACGAUGUGAAGAAGGUAGAUGACGCCGCUUUGGAAGCCGGGGUUCACAUCGAGGCUAUCAUCACAACUCAUCACCACCAUGACCAUUCAGGUGGGAAUGAGGAAUUCGUAAGAAAGCAUCCAGGGACGCCUGUCUAUGGAGGAUCGAAGCAGAUUACGGCAUUGACCAAACAAGUUAAAGACAAAGAUGAGUUCACGUUAGGAAAUGACAUCAAAAUAAGUUGCCUGGCCACUCCGUGUCAUACGCAGGACUCAAUAUCAUUCUUCUUCGAGGAUGCCAAAACUGGUCAGAAGGGGGUGUUUACUGGUGAUACAUUAUUCAUAGCCGGUUGUGGACGUUUCUUUGAGGGGACUGCAGAGGACAUGCACAACUCAUUGUCUUAUCUGGGAACCCUUCCUGACGAUACAGUCGUGUAUAAUGGACAUGAAUACACGACUGCUUCAGCAGCAUUUGGAGCACAUGUUGACCCUAAAAAUGAGGCUGUCCAGCAACUUCGGCGCAUCGCAAAGGAAGGAUCCUGCACGACAGGGAAAUCAACAAUAGGCGACGAGAAGAAUUGGAACGUGUUCAUGCGUUUGGACAGUCCUGCCGUUCAGGACUUCACGAGCUCGAAGGACCCGAUUGCCUCGUUAGUCAAAUUAAGGGAAGCGAAGAAUGUAUUUCGGGGAUGAUUGAGAUGACCCAAGUGUGAUUCGCGCAUUUUGCCACGCACUUGCGGAAUGUACCCGUCUCUUCCUCGCGCAUCGCUACUGGUGGGUAGGGCGUAUAGCCGUGGCUGGGGCAGGGGAAUUCUUGCAUUAUUAGCACUGAGGCGCAGUGGGUUGCGCGCGCGAAUCCGACAACUCUGCGUUGUGCCUCAGCAGUUGUGCUAAUAUGG
Molecule: messenger RNA, 1063 nt
Organism: Cantharellus anzutake
Lineage: Eukaryota; Fungi; Basidiomycota; Agaricomycetes; Cantharellales; Hydnaceae
Product: beta-lactamase-like protein
Exons: 8
Coding region: 21-857 (278 amino acids)
Molecular function (GO): hydroxyacylglutathione hydrolase activity
Source: RefSeq, a predicted model, not a curated record